Pestalotiopsis fici W106-1 is the source of this 2439-nucleotide messenger RNA. RefSeq names its product Threonine--tRNA ligase. Gene Ontology annotation, cellular component: cytoplasm. The transcript has 2 exons. Lineage: Eukaryota; Fungi; Ascomycota; Sordariomycetes; Amphisphaeriales; Sporocadaceae. The record is from RefSeq and is a predicted model, not a curated record. Gene Ontology annotation, molecular function: ATP binding; threonine-tRNA ligase activity. Gene Ontology annotation, biological process: threonyl-tRNA aminoacylation. Bases 1 to 2439 code for a protein of 812 amino acids.
AUGGAUGCAGCAAAGCAGGCAGUCGAAGAAGCCGCCGCUGGCGUGAAGAACCUCGCCGUCGGCGACAAGAAGGCCGCUGCCCCCAAGAAGGACAAGAAGGCCGACAAGAAGCCCAAGGCUGGCGCCGACGAGUCUUCGGGUCCCCUCCUCCUGUCCCCCGAGCCCGACUUCCUCCAGCACCGACUUGACCUUUUCGACAAGAUCAAGAAGAGGCAGGAUGAGGAGUACGCCAAGAAGCCCCGCGAACCUAUUACCAUUACCAUGCCCGAUGGCAGCAUCAAGGCGGGCACCUCGUACGAGACCACACCUGGAGACAUUGCCAAGGGCAUCAGCAACAGCUUGUACAAGCGCACUGUCGUCGCACGACUAGAUGGCGACAAGGAGCAGCUAUGGGACCUGGAGAGGCCGCUCGAGCGCAGCUGCAAACUCGAGCUGCUCGACUUUGAGGAUGAGCAGGGAAAGAUGGUCUUUUGGCACUCGUCGGCACAUAUCUUGGGCGAGGCGGCCGAGAGACGCUUUGGCUGCAGUCUCUGCAUUGGCCCGCCCAUCGAACGAGGUUUCUACUACGAAAUGUCUCUGCCCAACGAUGCCGCUGUCCAGUACACCGACUGGAAGCCCAUUGAGUCCAUUGUCUCUUCCAUUGUCAAGGAGAAGCAGAAGUUCGAGCGCCUUACCAUGACCAAGGAGGAACUCCUCGAGAUGUUCAACUACAACAAGUACAAGCAGCACAUCAUCAAGGACAAGAUUCCCGAUGGAACCUCCACCACCGUCUACCGCAACGGCCCCCUCAUCGACCUUUGCAGAGGUCCUCACGUGCCCGACACUGGUCGCAUUGAGACUUUUGCCGUCGAGAAGAACUCGUCGUCCUACUUCCUGGGCGACGCCAAGAACGACUCCCUUCAGAGAAUCUACGGUAUCUCCUUUCCCGAUAAGAAGAAGAUGGCUGAGCACAAGAAGUUCAUGGAGGAGGCUGCCAAGCGGGAUCACCGAAAGAUUGGCAAGGAUCAGGAACUGUUCUUUUUCAGCGACAUGUCCCCCGGUUCUGCCAUGUGGCUGCCCCAUGGUGCCAGAAUCUACAACACGCUCCUGGAGUACAUUCGCCAGCAAUACUGGAAGCGUGGCUACGAGGAGGUCAUUACCCCGAACAUGUACAAUGCCGAUCUGUGGAAGCAGUCUGGUCACUGGAACUACUACAAGGACGACAUGUUUGUGAUUGACCUGGAGGAAAACGUCAAGUUUGGUCUGAAGCCAAUGAACUGCCCUGGUCACUGUCUGCUGUUCGGCCACCGUGAGAGGUCUCACCGUGAAUUGCCAUGGCGGGUUGCCGACUUUGGUGUCCUGCACAGAAACGAGGCAUCUGGUGCUCUUUCUGGUCUUACUCGUGUGCGAAGAUUCCAACAGGAUGACGCUCACAUCUUCUGUCGUGAGGAUCAGAUCAAGGACGAAAUGAGCGACUUGUUCGACUUCUUGCACGAGAUGUACGGCCUCCUUGGCAUGACCUUCAAGCUGAAGCUUUCCACUCGGCCUGAAAAGUUCAUGGGUGAGAUUGCCACAUGGGACAGGGCCGAGGCUCAACUACGCGAGUCUCUUGAUGGCUUCACAGCCAGCGGAGGCGGCGCAUGGACUCUCAACGCUGGUGACGGCGCCUUUUACGGACCCAAGAUUGACAUUACAAUUGUCGACUGCUUGGGACGUGACUGGCAAUGUGCCACCAUUCAGCUCGAUUUCGUGCAGCCAGUUAACUUCAACCUCGAGUACAUGACCAAGGACGGUGCUCAGAAGAAGGAGGAUUCGGCCAAGGUAGCGGAAGGGCCCAAGGUCAAGGUCAAGAACCCUCAAGCAGUGAUCGACUCGGCCAAGGCCGCCAGAGAAAAGGCCGAGGCCCCGGCCGCCGAGGCCACCGAGGCUCCCAAGGAGAAGGAGUAUGAGAGGCCCGUCAAGCAAGUCUCCCCUGGCUGUGCUCGUCCCGUCAUGAUCCACAGAGCCAUGGCUGGCAGUAUCGAGCGUUUCACUGCUAUUCUCUGCGAGCACUAUGCUGGCAAGUGGCCCUUCUGGUUGUCCCCCCGACAGAUUCUUGUCGUUCCCGUUGGUGUCGGAUUCUAUGAUUAUGCCCAGGAGGUCCAGAAGAUCUUCCACGCUGCAGGUAUUUACAUCGAUGUUGACCUGAGCGGCAACACCCUGCAAAAGAAGAUCCGUACCGGCCAAUUGAGCCAGUACAACUUCAUCUUUGUUGUUGGUGACGAAGAAAUGAAGGGCAGGCAGGUCAACGUCAGAUGGCGCGACGACACCUCGGCCCAGGACCGUGGCAAGCCCAUUGCUCUUGACGAGGCCGUUGAGAAGCUCAAGGCGCUCAAGGGAGACCGUGGCUCGUACAACCCCUUCCCAGAGAUUGUCAAGCCGGCUGCCAAGGAGGAGGCUACAGAGGAAGCAAAGGCCUAA